AUGUUUAUCAAUAACUGUUCUAUCAAACUCCAUGUUUAUCAAUAUCUGUUUUAUCAACAUCCAUGUUUAUCAACACCCAUGUUUAUCAAUAACUGUUCUAUCAAACUCCAUGUUUAUCAACACCCAUGUUUAUCAAUAACUGUUCUAUCAAACUCCAUGUUUAUCAAUAUCUGUUUUAUCAACAUCCAUGUUUAUCAACACCCAUAUUUAUCAAUAACUGUUCUAUCAAACUCCGUGUUUAUCAACAUCCAUUUCUAUCAAACUCCAUGUUUAUCAACAUCUGUUUUAUCAACAUCCAUGUUUAUCAAUAUCUGUUCUAUCAACAUCCAUGUUUAUCAACAUCCAUGUUUAUCAACAUCUGUUUUUAUCAACAUCCAUGUUUAUUAAUAUCCAUGUUUAUCAAUAUCAGUUCUAUCAACAUCCAUGUUUAUCAAUAUCUGUUCUAUCAACAUCUGUUUUAUCAACAUCCAUGUUUAUCAAUAUCUGUUUAUCAAAAUCCAUGUUUAUCAAUAUCUGUUUUAUCAACAUCCAUGCUUAUCAAUAUCUGUUUUAUCAACAUCCAUGUUUAUCAAUAUCUGUUUUAUCAACAUCCAUGUUUAUCCAUAUCUGUUUUAUCAAAAUCCAUGUUUAUCAAUAUCUGUUUUAUCAAAAUCCAUGCUUAUCAACAUCCAUGUUUAUCAAUAUCCAUGUUUAUCAAUAUGUUUUUAUCAAAAUCCAUGCUUAUCAACAUCCAUGUUUAUCAAUAUCCAUGUUUAUCAAUAUAUGUUUUUAUCAAUAUCCAUGUUUAUCAAUAUCCAUGUUUGUCAACAUCCAUGUUUAUCAAUAUCUAUUUUGAUCAACAUCCAUGUUUAUCAUCAUCCAUGUUUAUCAAUAUUUAUUUGAUCAAAAUCCAUGUUUAUCAAUAUCUGUUAUCAGAAUCCAUGUUUAUCAAUAUCCAUGUUUAUCAAUAUCCAUGUUUGUCAAAAUCCAUGUUUAUCAAUAUCCAUGUUUAUCAAUAUCUGUUUUAGCAGAAUCCAUGUUUAUCAAUAUCCAUGUUUAUCAGAAUCCAUGUUUAUCAAUAUUCAUGUUUAUCAACAUCCAUGUUUAUCAACAUCCAUGUUUAUCAAUAUCCAUGUUUAUCAAUAUCUGUUUUAUCAGAAUCCAUGUUUAGCAAUAUCCAUGUUUGUCAAAAUCCAUGUUUAUCAAUAUCCAUGUUUAUCAAUAUCUGUUUUAGCAGAAUCCAUGUUUAUCAAUAUCCAUGUUUAUCAAUAUCCAUGUGCCAAUAAAACGUUCCCACUGAUGUACCCUGUAACCUCUUACAGUCAUACUAUCACCACCUCCAUGCUUCAUAUCAUCCCUCAGUCUGAGUGAUAGGACCCUUACCCAUCAUUACAACCACACCAGACACUCAUAGCUGGCUGUCAUCGACCCCUAACCUGUCUGUCUGUGCUACUGCUAGUACUACAUCAACUCUGAUGCCAAUGACUCCCUAUUUUAUGGCCAAAGUCUAUGCGUAAUUAGACUCAUCUGGACUGACAACUUGAAUAACUGUUUGGACAAUAGAAAAAGACGAAGAAGAAGAAAAUUAGGAAGUGGAGUAAAAGGGAAACAUGCUGUUUGAUUACAUAAUAUUUCUAGACAUAUUUUAUGCUUACCGCAGAUAACGUUUUCUUAAUGUAAAUUGACACAUUAUUUUUCUUGAUGAAUACGAUAGCAUUCUACUGUGGAUUUUUAGAAUACUUAUUUAUUUUCUGUUGAUUUACGUCUCCACCAUGUAUUACUGUUACUAUUAAACACAUCCCAAUGCCA
Messenger RNA from Oncorhynchus tshawytscha (Chinook salmon), 1788 nucleotides. RefSeq lists its product as uncharacterized. The record is from RefSeq and is a predicted model, not a curated record. Lineage: Eukaryota; Metazoa; Chordata; Actinopteri; Salmoniformes; Salmonidae.